Messenger RNA from Acyrthosiphon pisum (pea aphid), 636 nucleotides. Its product is annotated as protein GVQW3-like. NCBI's taxonomy places the organism in Eukaryota, Metazoa, Arthropoda, Insecta, Hemiptera, Aphididae. Bases 1 to 636 code for a protein of 211 amino acids. The transcript is spliced from 2 exons. The record is from RefSeq and is a predicted model, not a curated record. Gene Ontology annotation, molecular function: nucleic acid binding.
AUGAAAGGAAAAACUGCUGCAGAAACUCUUGAAUGUUUAAAAACAGUUUAUGGUGAUGAAGCAUUAGAGAAAACAGCUGUUUAUGAUUGGUUUAAACGGUUAAAAAAUGGUCAAGAGUCACUCGAAGACGAAGAGCGGAGUGGCCAGCCGUCAACUUCAAAAAAUGAUGAAACAAUCGAAAAAGUUAAAAAUUUGGUGCGAUCAGAUCGUCUUUUACGCAUUCAAGAUAUGGCAAAUGCAUUAGGAAUAUCGUAUGGUUCAGUUCAAAACAUUUUGAAGGAUGAUUUAGGAAUACACAUUUGUGCAAAAUUUGUUCCACGCAUUUUGACCAAAGACCAAAUGGAAAACAGAAAAUUGAUUGCCGCUGAACUUUUCGAACGUUCCGUAAAUGAAAAAGAUUUGUUGUCAAAAAUUGUUACAGGAGAUCAAACUUGGGUUUACGCUUAUGACCCAGAGACAAAAUUGCAGUCAUCAGAAUGGCACACAACAACGUCAACGAGGCCAAAAAAAUCACAUGUUUUCAAAUCACAAUUGAAGGUAAUGUUGAUUGUGUUCUUCGACAAUGAAGGGUUAGUUCACUGGGAAUUUGUACCUAAUGGACAAAAGUCAACUCAAGUUUUUAUAUUGAAGUUUUAA